Molecule: messenger RNA, 3733 nt
Organism: Zootoca vivipara (common lizard)
Lineage: Eukaryota; Metazoa; Chordata; Lepidosauria; Squamata; Lacertidae
Product: general transcription factor II-I repeat domain-containing protein 2
Source: RefSeq, a predicted model, not a curated record
GCGCGCUAAGGAGGUGGCUGUUGCGAGAGCCGCUGAGGGCAGGGGCAGAGUAAUACCAAGCGGGGUGUUCGAAAAGCGCGGGAAGAGCUGCGGGGGCUGGAGCCAACCAAGUAUAGGCAAAACGCACAGAGUUUUGACGAAACACUUCACUUCAGAAUAUAGGUUUGCCAAAAUGAGUGAGCUACCCACUAAAAGAAGCAGGAUUUCUAUUUCUGAUACAAAGUGGGAAGCAAGUCCUUGUUUCACAGCAGCACAACUAUCGCCUGCAGUGCAAUCCAGGAAUGCUAUAAUUGCAUCUUUUAAAGUUGCAAAUGUGAUGGCUAAGAAAAGAAAAUCUUUUGAAGAUGGGACGAUGAAGAAGAUGAUAUUGGUUGUUGGGGAGUACCUUUUUGAAGGGUUGUCUAAUAAAAAUGAUAUAAUUGCAGCAAUAAAAAUGUUGGAUCUGUCUGGAGAAACACUUUCCAGAAGAAUUGAGGCCAUUUCAAGUGACUUGGAGCAUCAACUACAGACUGAUUUGCACAAAUGUCUUUGGUUUUCACUUCAGCUUGAUGACUCCACAUACAUGAUAGACACUUCCCAGUUAAUAGUCAUUGUAAGGAUGGUAUUUGGUGAUCUUUCUGUAAAAGAAGAGCUUCUCAAAAUACUACCUCUAAAAGGAACAGGAGGUGAAGAUUUAUUUCAGACUUUCAGAAAAUAUGCCAAGGAAAUAAACUUGCCUCUUCACAAAUUGUCAUCCAUCACCACUAAUGGAACACUUGCAAUGGUGGACUGUAUCAAUAGGUUCAUUGCCCACUACAAGAAAGAUGCAUCUCUCCCAAAGUUUGUUUCAUAUCACUGCAUUAUUCACCAGGAAGCAUUGUGUGCUGAAAUACUCCAGGUUAAACAUAUCAUGGAUAUUACUACAGAAAUAAUAAACGCCAUUCAGUCUGACUGCUUGCAGCACAAACUUUUAAAGGUACUCUUUGAGGAUUUGGAUGCUGAAUAUAACGGCGACCUCUUGUACACUGAAGAUGGGUAGCUGAGUGGAAAGGUGUUGGUCAGAUUUUUAAACCUGAUUGAAGAAAUAAAGGAGUUCUUAAAGUCUGAAGAUCGGUACAUUGAGCAACUUGAUGACAGGCUUUGGUUGAUUGAUUUGGCUUUCCUUUCUGAUUUGAUGCAAAAAUUAAACAGUUUGAACACUGAGUUUUGUAGAGAAAAAAGCCAUAUUUCUGGCAUGAUCUCUUCAAUCAAUUCCUUCAAGGGUAAACUUAAGUUGUGGAAGUCACACUUCCAUAGGAAAUCAUUACUCUGUUUCCCUUCAAUGAAGCAAGUUGUUGGUGAUGGUGAUUUCAACAGCAAACCAUUUGUUGACCAACUUGAAACACUUGAGGAUCACUUCCAGGCUCGAUUUCAACAACUAGCUGUUAUUGAACCACUUGUGGCAUUUUUGGAAACCCCAUUCCAGUCUGUUGAUGUCCCAGAUAUAGCAGCAGUCAUUGAGGAACUGUGUCAGGCUGGUGUAGAAGAAAUAGAGCGAGAGAUUGUGGACCUUCAAAGUGAUGUGGUUUUAAAAUCUAAUUCAAGACAUUGCAAUUUUUGGAAUCUGGUUGAUCCUCAAAAGUUUCCCUUGUUGAGGAAGGCUGCUGCAAAGAUAAAAUCUUACUUUGGAUCAACUUACCUAAGCAAUUACUCUUCCUGGCAAAGAAAUGUAUUGAAUCAGAAAACACAGCACAGUUGACUAAAGAGCAGCUGCAUGACUGUUUGAGAGCUGCAUUGUCUUCAUACAUCCCCAAUUAUAACAAGCUUGCAGCUGACGUGGAGUGCCCAGCAUCACACUAGUCUAGCUUAGAAUAGUGUGUUUCAGCACUGACCAGGAAUAUGUAUCUACAGUAUCAGCUGCAACAUGCUAGCAGAAGCCUAUAUCAAGAAGGAGAGGGAAAGUAAUGUGUAAAUGUUACCUAUUGGAUUGUGAUAUUUGCACCUUGAAAGUAAAUAGGGUAAACUUGUGAACAUGCCUUGCUUCAUUGCAACCGCUCACCACCAGACCACGAACAGACUCUUGUUGAUGGUAUAUAGUUUCCAAUCUAUUGUUCCAGUAAGCUUUGCACACAGGGGUUUUAAAGUUAAAACAUUGAUGCAGAUUGGGAUUGAAAAUUAACACCUGCCACUGAAGUAUCAGUAGUUUAACAUGAUGUGGCUUAUUCUGCUCAACUUCUGUGUCAGAGGUAAUUUCAUGUAUAGGUAUAGAGAAACAUCUGUACACAGCAUCUGUGUAUGUUCACUUUAAAAAUAAAUCAAUUUCAAAACACCAUGGUUGCUAGAUGCGUCUUUCUCACCCAUAAACAGUGUGAUACACACAAGAAAGCUGCUGCCAUAAAAGUUACUAGGAGAAAAGCAAAAUCAAACCAGUGUUUGUGGGCAAUCCAAAAUUCUCCCCUGCAAUUAAGAUGUUCUGCCGUUUGCAGGAAAUUAAAAAUGGGAGUAUCUCACAAUUGUAAAAUCAAGUGGACAGCAACAAUGAGCAAGCAGGAAUGUUUAAUCAUCCAGUUUGCGUGUUUCCUUGGAGUGGAAGGAUGGAGAAAUGAAACCUGUACUCUUUUGAUAUCCAGAGUUGGUGCUAUUGUAAUGCCUCUCUCCUUGCCAUUCUUUUAAUCUGUUUCUAGGCCCUGUACACUAGGAAGCAACAUCUGGAGGGCCCCUCCUUGCUCCUAAGCAUUGGUUGUUUAAGGAUAUUUCAUUACAUCAUAGCACCUUAAGUCAAAGGUGGUGGCAACUCAUUUCAAAAUGCUAUAGCUACACCUUUUACAGCUGAACACUUCUCUGUUCUAAACUCUUAAUUUGAUGCCUCAUUCAUAGCUCUAUGAACUUCCCCAACUCCGUUCUCAUUGUGAGAUUUGUAGUUGUUGGGAGGGUACCAGGUUAGGGAAGCCUGCUCUAGAAUCCCAAUAAAAGAUCCUAAAAACAUCGGCAACAAUAGCAUGAAUCUUAAGGACCUAAUUUUAGGACAUUAAAAAUUGGAAGGCUGCAUACCAGACGAGUCUCGCUUUUGUGUAACUAAGCAGGAUGUAGAAUUCACUGUAUAAAGUUCAGUUCUGAUAAAAUAAUCAACAUUGCUAGGCAAGUAUAGGCAUAUGAAUUACAGCCCUUGCUCUUAAAUUCAGAAAACAUUUACUAUUGCACAUUUGGCAAGUACAUUGCUUUUGUAUCUUUGCUGAUACUUCCAUUUUUUGAAUCAAGUCACCCAGCGCGUUGUCCAUGGUUAACAAUCGGCUAUAACUAGUUUUUGGAACAGGAGUAAUUAUUAUCUAAAGCCUUUACUUUCAUAGAUCUUCCAGUAAGCCAACAGCUGUUUUGUUCAAUCCUCUGAUCUUACUGGUGUUAUCCUUCAGAGCAAUUGUCCUCGUCCUCAAGAAAUAUUUCAUAGUUUAAAUCUUUGCUUUAAUUCAGGUCAAAAAUCCCAUCUGUGCAGUUUUAAGUGUAGUUGGACUUCUGUACCAUUUGAAAAUGCCAAGGAACAGCACCCUCUCACAGUCCUUUACUAGAAGAAUCAGGUCUCUGUCUUAAGCCGUGAAGCUUGUACAAUUUUUAUUGUCUUUGCACUGUGCUUUCCAUCCAGGUUGUUGAUGGGUGCCUGUGCCUUUUCUUCUGUUAGGCUGUCCUUAGAUCCAUUUCGCCUCUGAAGAGAAAGAAAAUGCAUUACUAAAAAUGUAAUGCACAACCAAUGAGAAUUAAGUCACAUUCUGUGUUCUGGUUA